Messenger RNA from Fusarium oxysporum Fo47, 1497 nucleotides. RefSeq names its product kinase-like domain-containing protein. The record is from RefSeq and is a predicted model, not a curated record. Gene Ontology annotation, biological process: protein phosphorylation. The coding region runs from base 1 to 1497 and encodes 498 amino acids. Gene Ontology annotation, molecular function: ATP binding; RNA polymerase II CTD heptapeptide repeat kinase activity; cyclin-dependent protein serine/threonine kinase activity. Gene Ontology annotation, cellular component: mediator complex; nucleus. Lineage: Eukaryota; Fungi; Ascomycota; Sordariomycetes; Hypocreales; Nectriaceae. The transcript is spliced from 4 exons.
AUGCCUCUUCGUCCUCACAUCGGCCUCGGGUUUCCUGCUCACGCUUACCAAAAACGUCAUGUAGAACCUCACGAUCGCUCAACCGGGUAUCAGCCCAAAGUUCGAAUUACAGAUCGUUACCGCAUCAUUGGCUUCAUCAGCUCGGGUACCUAUGGACGGGUUUACAAGGCUGUUGGCCGGAAUGGCAAGCCUGUCGGUGAAUUCGCUAUCAAGAAGUUUAAGCCCGACAAGGAAGGUGAACAGAUUAGCUACACGGGCAUCUCUCAGAGUGCGAUCCGUGAGAUGAGCCUUUGCAGCGAACUUCACCACAUCAACGUCAUUCGUCUUUGCGAAAUUAUGCUUGAGGACAAGUGUAUUUUUAUGGUGUUUGAGUAUGCCGAGCAUGAUCUAUUACAAAUCAUCCAUCACCACACACAACAGCCACGACAUCCGAUUCCCCCGGCAACCAUCAAAAGUAUCAUGUUCCAGCUCCUCAACGGAUGUCAGUACUUACACAUAAACUGGGUUCUUCACCGUGAUCUCAAACCUGCCAACAUCAUGGUCACUUCAUCAGGCGAAGUAAAGAUCGGAGACUUGGGUCUAGCACGUCGUUUUGACAAACCUUUACACUCCCUCUUUAGCGGCGAUAAAGUUGUCGUUACUAUCUGGUAUCGUGCUCCCGAACUCAUUCUAGGUUCAUAUCACUACACGCCUGCCAUCGAUAUGUGGGCCGUUGGGUGUAUUUUUGCCGAACUUCUUUCCUUGAGGCCGAUAUUCAAGGGAGAGGAAGCCAAGAUGGAUAGCAAGAAGACGGUUCCCUUUCAACGCAACCAGAUGCAAAAGAUUAUCGAGAUCAUGGGUGUGCCAACAAAGGAUAAAUGGCCCCUUCUGCCGACCAUGCCCGAAUACAAUCAACUCAACACUCUCGCCAACUCCAUGGCAUCAUCUCACCACGGUCACCACAGCCAUCAUCAUCCUCAUCACCAUCACGGCCACUACGGCUCCCGCAACCCACCACCCCCUCCCCCAGGCGGCUCGAACCUCGAGAAGUGGUAUUACAGCACUAUCAACCACACCAGCGCCCCCGGCGGUACACCACCACUAGCCUCUCUCGGCUCAGAAGGCUACAAACUCCUUGCUGGUCUUCUAGAAUACGACCCCUCAAAGCGUCUCACAGCUGCCCAAGCUCUUCAAUCUCCCUUCUUCUCAACCGGCGACCGUCCUUCCGGGUACGAAGCGGAGUGGAUUACCGGACGACUCGUUGAUAAGGCCUGCCAAGAGGCAGAAGGAGUAGGAUCCCAAGGUGGUAAGAGGCCGUGCCCGACGAACUGUUCGUCCUUUGGUCGUUCACCCACCGAUCAUUCGGCCUCAACCAAUUAUUCACCCUCAGAUGGUUUACUGCCAGAUUACUCACCCAUCCUCAUGUCUCUGUAUACAGUGAAAGUUAAUGUCCUCACGUUCACGUUCUUGAACGACAUGCAACAAGCCGUGAGCCGAUCUGCUCUAUACCAGAGCUGA